Molecule: messenger RNA, 816 nt
Organism: Oncorhynchus masou masou (cherry salmon)
Lineage: Eukaryota; Metazoa; Chordata; Actinopteri; Salmoniformes; Salmonidae
Product: solute carrier organic anion transporter family member 3A1-like
Exons: 4
Coding region: 1-630 (209 amino acids)
Biological process (GO): transmembrane transport; prostaglandin transport; sodium-independent organic anion transport
Cellular component (GO): plasma membrane
Source: RefSeq, a predicted model, not a curated record
AUGUCGCCAGCCUACAACCUGACCAGCUGUAUGUGUAUCAGCAGUAAGGAGGAGGAGUCGGUGGCGUUGCCGGGGAAAUGUCCCAGUCCAGGCUGCCAACUGGCCUUUAUCACCUUCCUUUGUGUCAUCUGUGUGUGCAGCAUGAUCGGAGCCAUGGCCCAGACACCCUCCGUCGUCAUACUUAUCAGAACAGUGAGCCCUGAGCUAAAAUCCUACGCUCUUGGAGUUCUGUUUCUGGGCCUGAGACUACUAGGUUUCAUCCCUCCCCCUCUGAUCUUCGGCAUGGGCAUCGACUCCACCUGCCUGUUCUGGUCCACAGUCUGUGGAGACAAGGGAGCCUGCAUGCUGUACGACAACGUGGCCUAUCGACACCUCUACGUGAGUAUCGCCAUCGCUCUCAAGUCCACCGCCUUCAUCCUUUACACCACCACUUGGCAGUGUCUCCGGACCAACUAUAAGAAAUACAUUAAGAACAGUGAAGGCUACCUGACUCCCACCCAGCUGUUUGCCUCUAACGUGACUCUGGACAACCUGGGCAAGGAGAUCACCCAGAACCCAGGCAACCGGACAACAUUUAUAUAUAACCUGGAGGAACCAGAGAUGAGUUAUAACAUGGAGUCUGUUUUAUAGUUUCUCCAAGACCCGGGGGCCGACUAACAGGCUGGCUGCCUGUCUGGCAAGCUAACUAACUGGCUGGCUGCCUGACUGGAAAGCUGGCUGACUGCCUGACUGGCAAGCUAACCUACUGGCUGGCUGCCUGACUGGUAAGCUAACCUACUGGCUGGCUGCCUGACUGGCAAGCUGGCUGACUGGCUG